Messenger RNA from Fraxinus pennsylvanica, 561 nucleotides. The record is from the annotation of a GenBank genome assembly. Lineage: Eukaryota; Viridiplantae; Streptophyta; Magnoliopsida; Lamiales; Oleaceae.
AUGGCACCACAUGGAGAGGCCAUUGUUAGGAACUCUUCUAAAACCCGAAACUCGUGCAAGCCCUCGAAGAACAAUAACCUGCAAAGAACAGUAUCCGACAUAUCUUUCGAGCUAAGCAAAGAGGCUGCUAAUGCUGCAGAGUUGCAAAAACUACCACCAAUUUCUGAAAUUGAAGAUGUCAAAUGUGAUAGCUGUGGCAUGAGCGAAGAAUGCACACCCGAGUAUGUAGGCCAAGUGCGCGAUAAGUUCUCAGGGAAGUGGAUUUGUGGGCUCUGCGCCGAAGCAGUAAAAGAAGAGACUGAGAAAAAUGGUGGGAAUAGGGAGGAAGCACUGAAUUCCCAUAUGCAUGCAUGUGCUAGGUUUAACAAAUUUGGAAGGGCGUAUCCAAUUCUUUGUCAAGCUGAAGCCAUGAGAGAAAUCUUGAAGAAGAGACAAGUUAGAUGCAAAUCCAUGGGUGCUAUAGAUAAUGGUGCUGCAACAAAGAAGGGUGGAAUUCUUAGGAGCUCAAGCUGCAUUCCUGCCAUAACUAGAGAUGUGAAUGAUCUUAGAAUGGAAAAUUAA